Cricetulus griseus (Chinese hamster) is the source of this 396-nucleotide messenger RNA. The record is from RefSeq and is a predicted model, not a curated record. NCBI's taxonomy places the organism in Eukaryota, Metazoa, Chordata, Mammalia, Rodentia, Cricetidae.
GUCUCUAAGAAAUGGGGUCCAGCUGUCCCAAAAGCCAAUCUGCCUCUCUUUAACUGUGACCUCAGCCCCAGCCCUGCCUAAACCUGGCUCUUUCUGCAGCAAGAGUGCUGUGGGACAUCUGGCCCCAUGGACUGGGUGAAUUACACAUCCGCCUUCCGGGCAGCCACUGCAGAAGUGGAAUUCCCCUGGCCCCCUCUGUGCUGUCGUCGGACCGGGAACUUCAUCCCCAUCAAUGAAGAAGGCUGCCGAGUGGGCCACCUGGACUACCUGUUUACCAAGGGCUGCUUCGAGCACAUCGGUCAUGCCAUCGACAGCUAUACAUGGGGCAUAUCGUGGUUUGGCUUUGCCAUCUUGAUGUGGACACUGCCUGUGAUGCUGAUAGCUAUGUAUUUCUAC